CUUGUUCUUGCCUCGACUCUGUGAAAUCCCACCUCAAUUCCAGACCACAUUUCUAUCUCAAAAAGCAAGACAAUUCCAGUGUAUUCUCCUCAUGAGAACAUGAGAAGCAUGGCAGCGACAUGAGAAUAUGAGAAGCAUGGCAACGACGAUUUUGGGCAGACGAAUUGGCACAGUGUUAAAGGAAGAGCUGAGAAGUAAGGGAGAAUGGUGCGAUUCUUUUAUGGCUGCCGCUUUUCGUGCUAUCGCAGAAAGAAUCCCGUUGGCGAAUCUCGUCGUCGAAGUUAGAGACGCAAGGAUUCCCUUGUCCUCCGAAUGCGAGAUACUCAGAAACUACCCACUUCCCCAGAAACAAAUCAUAGCGCUCAAUAAAAUGGAUCUUGCGGGUGCAUCGAAUGUGAAGGCAUGGGUGGAAUAUUUUAGCGAAAGGAAUUGCAUAUCUUGUGGAGUCAAUGCUCAUAACAAGGAGGACAUCAGACAGCUUCUAAGCCUUAUACAAUGCCAAGUGAGAGAACUCAAGAGAGAUGAUCAAUGUGACAAUAAUUAUACCGCUACAGUAAUGUUAAUUGGGAUUCCAAAUGUUGGUAAGUCGGCAAUUACCAAUGCUUUGCAUCAAGUGGGGAGAAUCAAUGCAGCAGAAAAAGGAAAGCUAAAGCAUGCAACCGUCAGUCCAGAACCAAGAGAUACUAAAGAUAUUCGAAGUUUUAAGAUUGGUAGCCAUCCCAAUAUUUAUGUGUUAGACACUCCAGCUGUUUUAUCUCCAAAGGUUCCCAAUGCUGCUGUUUUAUCUAAAUUAAUUUUAACAGGUACAUUUACUUGAUUUUCCUUUUUCUCCGUUUCUUAGUAUCACAGAUGAAAAUAUUAGUAUAUUACUAUGGACGAGGAGACCCACAAGAAAAUAUUAUGAAUAAAAUCAUUUGAGAGAAAAUUGGGAUUCUCUAAAAUAAGAGUUAAGAUAAAUAAAGUAGACUGUAUUUGAGAGUAAUUUAG
Messenger RNA from Vigna umbellata (rice bean), 987 nucleotides. The record is from RefSeq and is a predicted model, not a curated record. NCBI's taxonomy places the organism in Eukaryota, Viridiplantae, Streptophyta, Magnoliopsida, Fabales, Fabaceae.